AUGCUACUACUUCAGCCACAAGCAUCAUCUACUGAGCGCUCACGUCAACCUUCGCAUUCGAAAUUGGUGUGCGUCAGUGUGCCCGAGUGGUCUAAGGGGGCCAUGACCAGUGGACGUUACCUGCUGGUAAGCAAGAACGAAACGGCAGCAUGUGAGACACUGGCCAGCACCAAGCGAGGCAGUAAGUACGACAAGUGCUGA
This is a messenger RNA of Peronospora matthiolae, 201 nucleotides long. Lineage: Eukaryota; Oomycota; Peronosporomycetes; Peronosporales; Peronosporaceae. The record is from the annotation of a GenBank genome assembly.